Molecule: messenger RNA, 1629 nt
Organism: Cajanus cajan (pigeon pea)
Lineage: Eukaryota; Viridiplantae; Streptophyta; Magnoliopsida; Fabales; Fabaceae
Product: WUSCHEL-related homeobox 1
Biological process (GO): plant organ development
Molecular function (GO): DNA binding; DNA-binding transcription factor activity
Source: RefSeq, a predicted model, not a curated record
CUCUUCACAUAUUAACUUGCUUGCAUGCUACCUCUACUCUUUCACACUUUUUUUACUUUCUAUGUUCUUGCUUUUUUGAUUUUUUCAACUUCAACACCAUUCUUGUAUGCUUUAUCAUUCCAAUUCCCAUUACCAAGUGACAAGGCAAGAUAGAGACAGACAAACAAAUCUAUUUAAAGCACUCCCACUUUAUAUCCAUAUAUCACACCUCUUUCAUUGUUUUAGUGUAUAUAUAUAUAACCUGGUAAAGGUAGUAGUACCUUGUAGCUUCAUUCGGUGAUAUAUUUAUAACCUUUUUUCUACCAUCAGUUCACCCUUGUCACUACACAAAAAGGAGAGACCAAAACCCUAGCCUUUUUACUCUCCAAAAUGUGGAUGGUGGGUUACAAUGAAGGUGGAGAGUUCAACAAUAUGGUUGAUCAUUCACUCAGUGGAAGGAAACUCAGGCCUCUCAUGCCAAGGCCAAUGACUUCUCUUAACAACGCAACAACAACAACAACCACUCCUGGCUUAACUCACAUCCAUGGCAAUGAUUUCCUUUCACAAUAUCAUUAUCACCAUCUUGAACAAAACAAGAGAGAGCAAUUGCCAGUUGUGGUGAGUUCAAGGUGGAAUCCUACCCCAGAGCAACUAAGAGUCCUUGAAGAGUUGUAUAGAAGAGGAACAAGGACACCAUCUGCUGAGCAAAUCCAACACAUUACUGCACAACUUAGAAGGUUUGGUAGCAUUGAAGGGAAGAAUGUGUUCUAUUGGUUUCAGAAUCACAAAGCCAGAGAAAGGCAAAAGCGCCGCCGCCAAAUGGAAUCAGAUGCUGAAACUCCAGAGAAGAAAGAUUUAGCUGCAAGUAGGACAGUGUUUGAAGCUGAAUGGACCAAGAACUGGACACCCUCAACAAACUGCAGUACCAUUGCAGAGGAAUCUGUUUCAACACAAAGGACAGCAAAAGCAGUGUAUGCAGAGAGUAGAACAGAUGGAUGGCUCCUAUUCCAUGAAGGGGAAUUACAACAAAGAAGAAACCUUUUGGAAAGGAAUGCAACGUGGCAUGUGAUGCAGUUACCAUGUCCUUCUCCUGCACCUGUCACCCACCUCAUAAACACCCCUCCUAAUGCAUCUGCAGCCACUACUACAACCACAGUAAUAGCAACAACAAAAAUGGACCCAAACCUCAUUAAGGCACAUGAUCUCAGCUUUUUUUUUACACCCCAGAGAGAAAACAGUGUUAUUCACUUGAGUAGUAGCAGUAGUACUAGUGAAGAUGAUAACUGUGUGGAGUCUCAAACCCUUCAACUUUUCCCUUUAAGGAGUGGUGAUGAUGGAAGCAGUGACAACAUUAAGGAUAAGGACACAGAGAUAUCAACUUCAGCAAUGAAUGCCAAUAACUUAACCCCAGGCCAGUUUUUUGAGUUCCUUCCUAUGAAGGACUGAUAAUAUUAUCAGAAACACGUAUAUGUGCGAUGUUUGUAAGAUGAUGGGAACGUGUUUUGGUGUUGUUUUGUUGGAAAAUGGCACUGCUUUUAUUGUUAGUUGUUAGUGAUGUUAUGUUUCAAGGAAUUGGUGUUGUAAUAGGACGCUGACUCUGAAAGAAGGUAUUGUAUUUUACCUUAAAAUGCAUUUACUAUGUUGGUUGAA